Schizosaccharomyces cryophilus OY26 is the source of this 1045-nucleotide messenger RNA. RefSeq lists its product as uncharacterized. The coding region runs from base 306 to 533 and encodes 75 amino acids. The record is from RefSeq and is a predicted model, not a curated record. NCBI's taxonomy places the organism in Eukaryota, Fungi, Ascomycota, Schizosaccharomycetes, Schizosaccharomycetales, Schizosaccharomycetaceae. The transcript has a single exon.
GUCUGUGACAUCUUCUUCCACAUAUUACUAGAGUCGUAACUAAAGUACUAGUUUUAUUGAGCAUUUGCUUUUUUUCAAAGCGUGUUUGUCGUUUAAUGAUUCUGUUUCCUAACAGCAGAUGAAAGUCAGAAAAUGCACUUCAUAUGUGUUUUUUUCGUUAAAUUUAUGAAAGUUUAAAUUUUCGAACGUUGAUAUAACGUCCAAACAAACGAUACAAAAGUAGUAAAAGUGAAUUCGUGUUUUUCCACUUUUUAUCAGCUUUUCACAUUUCAUUUUUUAUACAGAGUUUUAAUUUAUUUUACUUCAUGUUAUUCAAUUGUUUCAUAAGGUUUCUAUUUACUAUUUACUUUUGCGUUUUGUCUUUUACAUAUUUGUUUCCUUGUAUGCUCCAUCUGAACGAUAGAACUCUAUGGAAAGAGCCAGAGACAGAAAACAGACAGAGAAAGAGAAUGAGUGAGCACUUGUAUUAUCCAGGAGGAUCUGAUCACUUGAAUUGCCCGUGCCCGACCGAAGCAUCUGCAUUUAUUUACUAAUAAAAAGUCAAAUAUCCAAAAGACCUUAUUUUUUUAUGUAACUGGACACACACAAUGAUCGUCGUGAACCAUUCCUUUUGCAUGCACUUUACUUGCUCAAACAUAAAUUCAUAUCCAAAUACAAGAGAUGCUGGAGCUGGGAUACGGAGCCUACACGAGGGGAAUGGGGUUUCUUGAGAUGGAUAAAAAAGCAAACAAAUAAACACAGAGUCUACGCUCGGUUAGAAUAGCGUCUUUUCGCCAACGUGAAUUGAGUUGUUUUUGAGUAUCGUCUACGCUCAUAGCCGACGAACGGUAAAAUGAAGUAGCGCGACUCAUUCUACGUAAGCCAUCCAGAAAAUACACAAAAGAAAUAUACCUUCCUAUGGACAAAGCGGUUGUUGAUCAGAUGGAAUCCCGAUAAAGAAAAGGAGUAAAUUAGACAAAAAUAUACAGGCUACCAUUUAACAAGUGAGUUAUCAUAUACAAAUUUAUUAUAAACACAAUCUGCAUUGACUGAAUACGUGGUCGAG